GACGUCAGACGCAGAGAGGAAGUCGACGCGCUCCAGUGAAGUGGAAGGCAAAAAGAGGAGAUAUGACGGCAGCAGUCAUCAGCUGGCCGACACAACAACAAUUGUGGUGAGCUGAUGGGGCGGGCGGUGUGGGCGGUGCUGCGGAUGGUGGCCUGCCAGGGAGCCGCUGCAUCCAAAUCAAGCGUACCUGUUCGUGCUCAGGCGGCUCGUCGUCCACCGCUGACUUCUUCUUUCCGGGCUUCGUCCAGUAACGCCAGGCGGCCGCAGUCUUCAGCCAGCAUGCCUGAGAUCACCAUAGACCACCUGGACCAGAAGCAGGUGCAGCUGCUGUCUGAGAUGUGCAUCCUCAUCGACGACAACGACCAACGGGUCGGCGCCGACACUAAAAAAAACUGCCACCUCAACUCCAACAUUGACAAAGGGUUGUUGCACAGAGCUUUCAGCGUCUUCCUCUUCAACAGUGAAGACAAGCUGCUCCUCCAGCAGCGCUCUGAUGCCAAGAUCACAUUUCCAGGCUGUUUCACCAACACGUGCUGCAGUCACCCCUUGCACACAGACAGUGAGCAGGACGAGAGCCAGGCCGUGGGCGUGAGGAGAGCUGCUCAGAGGAGACUCCAGGCUGAGCUGGGUAUUCCCAUGGAGCAGGUAACCCCCGAUGAAAUGACUUACCUGACAAGGAUUCACUACAAAGCCCAGUCAGACGGCGUUUGGGGAGAGCAUGAGAUUGACUACAUCCUCUUCAUGCAGAAGGACGUGGAUGUGAGUCCAGACCCCAAUGAAAUCCAAAGCCACUGUUAUGUGAGCAAAGAGGAGCUCCAGGAGAUGCUGGACCAGGCCGAGCGUCAAGAGCUGAAGAUAACUCCCUGGUUCAAACUCAUCGCAGAGACCUUCCUCUUCAAGUGGUGGGACAACCUUCAGAACCUCAAACAGUUCAUGGAUCACACCAACAUCCACCGCAUGUGACUCAGACCUCCAGGAAGGUACUUUUGUGUAGCACCACUAAGGACAACAUCAAACUUCACUAGGACUGUGAUCAUGUGACACUAUUUGUGCUGUGGGAUUGUGUGACAGCAUCUCAUUUGCAUAAUUGGCCUUCACACUAAACUGUGAGUGGAAGUGUGAAACUGUGAGUGGAAGUGUGAAACUGUGAGUGGAAGUGUGAAACUGUGAGUGGAAGUGUGAAACUGUGAGUGGAAGUGUGAAACUGCGAGUGGAAGUGUGAAACUGUGAGUGGAAGUGUGAAACUGUGAGUGGAAGUGUGAAACUGUGAGUGGAAGUUUGAAACUGAGUGCAAGUGUGAAACUGUGAGUGGAAGUUUGAAACUGUGAGUGGAAGUGUGAAACUGUGAGUGGAAGUGUGAAACUGUGAGUGGAAGUGUGAAACUGUGAGUGGAAGUGUGAAACUGUGAGUGGAAGUGUGAAACUGUGAGUGGAAGUGUGAAACUGUGAGUGGAAGUGUGAAACUCAGCUUCUUGGGGAUUUCUUCAAUAAAUGUUUCAAACCUGUUGUCAAGACAAAUACAAAUAUGUCAUAUUACAACUAAACUGUAUACAUGUUUGAAAUCAACCUAUCAACAGUUCAGGGUUCCUUACCAGGAAACCUUACCAUGUAUUAAAUCCACAGUUCAGGGUUCCUCACCAGGAAACUUUACCAUGUAUUAAAUCCACAGUUCAGGGUUCCUCACCAGGAAACUUUACCAUGUAAUAAAUCCACAGUUCAGGGUUCCUCACCAGGAAACCUUACCAUGUAUUAAAUCCACAGUUCAGGGUUCCUCACCAGGAAACUUUACCAUGUAAUAAAUCCACAGUUCAGGGUUCCUCACCAGGAAACCUUACCAUGUAUUAAAUCCACAGUUCAGGGUUCCUCACCAGGAAACCUUACCAUGUAUUAAAUCCACAGAUU
Messenger RNA from Entelurus aequoreus (snake pipefish), 1901 nucleotides. It is a transcript of the gene idi1, whose product is annotated as isopentenyl-diphosphate delta isomerase 1. Gene Ontology annotation, cellular component: cytoplasm. NCBI's taxonomy places the organism in Eukaryota, Metazoa, Chordata, Actinopteri, Syngnathiformes, Syngnathidae. The record is from RefSeq and is a predicted model, not a curated record. The coding region runs from base 115 to 963 and encodes 282 amino acids. The transcript is spliced from 7 exons. Gene Ontology annotation, molecular function: isopentenyl-diphosphate delta-isomerase activity. Gene Ontology annotation, biological process: isopentenyl diphosphate biosynthetic process; isoprenoid biosynthetic process.